Messenger RNA from Paramuricea clavata, 2134 nucleotides. Lineage: Eukaryota; Metazoa; Cnidaria; Anthozoa; Malacalcyonacea; Plexauridae. The record is from the annotation of a GenBank genome assembly.
UGUAGGUAGUUUACGUCAAGAGAAAUUAGAUCUGACAUCUCAAGUGAGAAAAUGUGAAGCAACUAUAAUCCAUCUUCAACAUCUACUUCAUCAGUCCAGUGAAGAGGUCAGUUAUGCACAUACAUGUCAAUGAGUUAUCAGACUAUUAUAAGGGCCAAUAUAAAACAAUAUAACAGUAUUUUUUUUUAAUUAAAAAACGCACAGAAGAACAAGAGCAUUUGACUCUUACACUUCAAAUGGUAAUUUCCCAUGCAGGUUCGUCAAAAACAAGUGAACAUUGACCAACUUCAGUAUCAGUUGACCAUAGAACAUCGUCGAGCUGAUGAGGAAAUGAACGCUCUGAAGAAACGAAACUCAGACCUCAGUCUACAGGUGACCCAAGCAAGACAAGAGGCCGACGAGUUUUAUAAAACUGGCCUUGAGAGAAAUAUUGAUGCUGUAGCUUUAGGAAACCAGGUUAGACCACGUCUUAUUAUAAACAUAACGCUCUCUUGUUUGCUAUAAAUUUAACCCUUAGUCGGUCGUGCUAAGGUCCAUGAUAUAUCUCUCAUUGCAGCUCUCAGCGUUAAAACUGGAUCUCGCCAGUCAAGGGAAAAUGGUAAAUUCUUACAAUCCCCAAACUCACUUCAUACGAGAGCUGCAAGACGAAAACCACAGACUUAGAAAACAACUUGGAAAUGGUGAGUAAUCCAGUAAAUGAGACGUUUUUCUCAUUCCUGUUGUUAUAAAAAAGCGCUACUGCCCUUAAAAUUUUCAACCAAACUUAAAAUGUCUUAGAUAUGUCAGGAAAGAAAGAAGUUGCGAGCUUGCAAUCAUAUGAAACGUUACAGACGAAGCUACGUGAAGCUGCUCAGCGUAUCAGUGAACUGACAAAAGAACGAGAACAGUUGAUCAAGAUGGGCAAUAAACUGAGAGCUGAACUGUUGAAAUAUAAAGGUACGUUCUUCACUUUUUAGCACUGUACACAAACAUCAAAAUAUCAUGAAAUAUUGUUGUCCCACAAAAAAGCCAUUGGGUACCACAACGAGCAAACGUUGCCUGAGUACGUUACAGAAACUUAAACUCCGUUUUAUUUCAGGGAACACAAACUCAGCUUCAGAUGACACAAACCAAUCAUCUACGAUCCCGCCAAAUAGUCCAUCUCGCUCUAACCUGCGUGGUUUAGAACAAUUACAGUAUCAAUUAACAAGUAAAGAACUGCAGUAUGCACAACGAGCACUGGCUAGGAAUACUGAACAGUCAACUCCUGGGGAAAAUACUUCUGCUCAACAACCUUCCCUGCCAAACAAGCCUGCAGAAAAUUCAGGUUUGCAGGUACAGGCACGUGAUGACGUCACCUCACAAUGGCGACCAUCGUUUUCAUCAGACGACCGUUCCUCAUUACAAGAGGUCUGGAAGCUACUCGAUGAAGAUAGUCCUGGAUUUACCCCGCGUGAAACACGCGAGGUUCGUGGACGUCAAAUACUGGAAAGAACCUCGACUCCAGAUAGUUUCACGGUCAAAGGUCAACCAAGCCACGUGCAGGUUAAACCAGAGGCUACUAAGCCUGCGCUGUCUGCAAAAGCCGCUGGCAAGUGGAAACCGGCUCAGGCUAAAGCGAAGAUAAGGAAUUACAAUAUCAGAGACGAAGACGUUCGCGAGGGGUUGUAGAUAUUUGAAAUACUGCGCGAAGGUAAGGAGAUAUAAUAAGGGAGCAAGACAUACAUAGUAAUUUUUGUCUAUAGAUAAAAUAUAGAUAAAUAUCAGAUAUACGAGGUGAGGGAAUCUCUGGCCACUGGCCAGCACAUCGUCAAUGCAGGUCACAGAGAGACCCUGCUUUGCGCAGCCAAAACUGAUUGUACACAAUAGAAAAUGGGUGUGACAGGUUUAUUUAAAUGAAAAUACAACACGUCAGUAAAUGUAUUAGAAAUUCAUAACUUCAAGGUAAAAAUAGUUAAGCCGGAACAAACAGUUACAGUAAUGAUGCAAGUAUGUAUACUACAAAUAUGAAACAAGCGGUGCGCGUUUCGUGCGCAUACAGUUCGUAUCUAUUUACGUUUGCGUGCAGCAAGUUGUCGUUUUCGUAUACGUAUAACAACAGCUGUCAACAAUAUCAGCAAUACUUGAGCCAGCACUAUCACUGUCAAGUAGCCUG